Molecule: messenger RNA, 882 nt
Organism: Lotus japonicus
Lineage: Eukaryota; Viridiplantae; Streptophyta; Magnoliopsida; Fabales; Fabaceae
Exons: 4
Coding region: 16-519 (167 amino acids)
Source: RefSeq, a predicted model, not a curated record
AAAAAUCAGCAAACAAUGCAUAGUACGCAGUCGCACAGAUUCAAGAAUUUUGUUGCAUCGUCGCCACCGUUUGGGACCGCCACUGAUAACCAACCUUUAACCUUCCAUACUAUUGAUCUUUUCAUGGAAAAGGAAGAAGAAGAUUCUAGAAGAGAAGCAGCAAUGGCGUCCUCACUAUGCCUGCAACCCAAUUUCAACCCUAAAGGCGUCACCAAAGACCAGCUCUCCAAGUUUCGGGAACUGCACAGGAAACGCUUACAACUAAAGUCAAAAUCAAAAUCAAAGUUUAAAACGAAAUCCAAAGAUGUGACCAAUAAGAAGUUCCAGGGAUAUGAUUUAUCAAGCCAGAGCAGUGAAGCUCAAGGUUUGAAAAUUGAUGACAAAGAUGGUGAAUGCUCUGAUUCUCAAAAUACAGACUCAAAGGGUGGUGGUGUAUUAGUGCCUUCUUCAUCAAAGAAACAAAAAUUGCAUUGGGGGCUUGACACCAAGGAGAGGUGGGAGAGGAAAUCCAACAUGUAGAUAUCACAGUGGAACUGCAGAGAUGAAUCAAUUGAAGUUUGUCUAUGUUUUGUAAAUUGGUAUGGUUCAAGAUAGUCCUCUGGAAGUGAUCCAUGUUGUUGUAUUGCACUUUCACAUUAAGUACAUGAUAGGGAAACACCAUUCAUUCAUAUCUUUGGGUUAACAAGUUAACAUGCAUCAUCAAGGUUAUCAGUAACCCUUCCUGCCCUUGUUAUUAUAGCAAGUUAUAUGAAUGUUAGGUUUUCAGUUGAAAACCACAUUCGGUGCAUUGAAAUUUGAGAAUGUGUAUGACGAGAUCUCAUAAUGCACGAAACUUGAAAGCUAAUUCAACAAACUAUUUGAUCUUUACUCUUUACGGAAAAA